UGCAGAACAGUCUCCAGAUCUUGUUGCGUGCAAAGUGGAGUGGAGAGCGAGAGAGAGGGGAGAGAGUGAGAGCGAGAGAGAGCUUAAGACGCCAUCGCUAAAUUGAACGUUACGGUGACGAAGAAGGAAGCUUCGGUCGAGCGGUGGUGCUCACUCUCUCACUCACUGAGGGGGCGGGCGGCGUAAUAGGAGGUCCGACCGUCCUUGUGCUUGUGCUGGGCUCGGCUCGGCUCGAAUGGGAUGCCCCCGUUCUGGUGCUCUGUUUUCUGCUCGCAAUUGAGCUCUCCUGUCACUGCCCUGCUUCGUCCGGCCUCGGGCCUCAUGACGUCGUUGCUGUUUUCCAACGUCUGAUCGAGGGCGGCGAAGAGGAGGAACUCAGUACUGAACGAACGAACUAACGAAGGGCUGCUCUGUUCACAAUGAGACACAAGUUGCUAUUGGAGAUGGACGAGGAAGACGAAGAAGACUCCAGCUGAAUGAUUUUCGCUGUACGAAGGUGAAAGCUGGACGAAAAUUUAAACCAGCUGCAAUGAGGAAGAUGGGAGCAAGGCUCAAGGCACUGGCACUGGGACAAUUUCUGUCGGUGCUUGUCACUACGUUAGGUUACUCUUCAUCACUUUUGGUCCGGCAAGGUGUCAACGUUCCCACAUUACAGUCUUUUAUGAACUAUUUCGUGCUAGCUGUGGUGUACGGAUCUUAUCUGUUUUUCCGGAAAAAACCUUUGAAGGCCCAUUGGUAUCUCUAUCCUUGCCUCGCUCUCGUCGAGGUUGAAGCCAAUUAUUUCACGAUCAAAGCAUAUCAAUACACAUCAAUCACGAGCGUGACACUUUUGGAUUGCUGGGCCAUUCCGUGCGUGCUAGUACUCACUGCAGUGAUUCUGCAUACACGGUACUUCCGCGGCCACUAUCUUGGAGUUGUCUUGUGUGUUCUAGGCCUAAUGCUUGUCCUGCUCUCCGACGUACAUGCUGGAGAUCGAGAUGGUGGGAGCAAUGUCUUGUUAGGAGAUUUUUUGGUGUUCAUAGGUUCAACAUUGUACGCAAUCGCUAACGUUUAUGAGGAAUUCAUGGUGAAGAAAAAUGAUCGAGCAGAGAUUUUGGCUUUCCUGGGGUUUUUUGGCGCCGUCAUCACGGCUGUGCAAGUAUUCAUACUAGAGAGGAAUGAGGUUCGGGCAAUCCAUUGGAACUCUAGUGUGAUUAUACCCUUGCUGAUCUUUUCUGCUUCUCAGUUGUCAUUCUCCAGCGUUUUCUUGAUCUUGAUCCAGACUGAUGGCUCUGCAAUGUUCAACCUCUCCCUGUUGACUUCGGACAUGUACGCAGUUGCAAUCAGAUGGUUAAUUUUCCACGAAACGGUUGACUAUUUAUAUUUCGGGGCGUUUGCAACGGUGGCCGUCGGCCUCGUCGUAUACGCUUACAGUGGUGAACCGCCAGACGAAUUUGAUGGGAACAUCCCGUAUGAAAGAGUUGGCAUGUCGCUCGUGGAUCCUGUGGCGUCAGAUCCAGAACUUGCUCCCGGAACGUUUGACCCGAGUAUGGAGCUAGUAACAUCCAAUCAGGAGAAAGUUCAUGCCUUAGAUGUAGAGCUAUCGGUUCAGAUGUACGAGUUGCACGAGACUCUGCAGAAGAACCAACAGAGUCCAGGGAGGACGACUCUGUAGAUUGGUGAGAUGAAUUCUAUUCGACUUUCUGCUCGAUCUAGUCAGGCCGAGCAAACAGCCGAAGUUUUUGAACAUUGACUGCGCUUCAGUGGUGAAUAUCCAUGUAUCUGUCUAAUAAAUGUUCGCCCUUCUGC
Molecule: messenger RNA, 1788 nt
Organism: Marchantia polymorpha subsp. ruderalis
Lineage: Eukaryota; Viridiplantae; Streptophyta; Marchantiopsida; Marchantiales; Marchantiaceae
Source: the annotation of a GenBank genome assembly